Messenger RNA from Saprolegnia diclina VS20, 9348 nucleotides. RefSeq lists its product as hypothetical. The record is from RefSeq and is a predicted model, not a curated record. Bases 36 to 9311 code for a protein of 3091 amino acids. The transcript has 12 exons. Lineage: Eukaryota; Oomycota; Saprolegniomycetes; Saprolegniales; Saprolegniaceae. Gene Ontology annotation, molecular function: protein binding.
GCUCGGGACCCGAUCCAAGGCCGAGCGACCGCGCGAUGCACCGCUUGUUCCGGAAGGACAAGACAAGUCCGUCGCGGCAGGAGCCGCCUCCAAGCCGCGCCUCUGAGAGCGCGGUCUCUCCAGCGCGCAGCUCCGCGAGCGAAGCCGACUCCUCCAAGAAGCUUGCGAUCCGCGACUUGGACACCGAGUCGUCGACCGCGGCCGCGGUGACGACCCUCCUCGCACUCGUCGAGUCGCAGGACCACUUUCCUCUCACGCGCAAUGAGGCCGCCGACGUGGUCAAGCGCUGCUCGACCCGCGUGGCCAGCGUGCUUCGCAGUACGAUCGAAUCCGCCGAGAAGCCCAAGGUGAAGCCAUCGAUGUUUACGUCCGCGUCGCCUCCACGCGCCUUGUGGUGUCUGCCUCCCGCAAGCAUCUCCCUGUCGCUCCAAGCCAUGCAGCUGCUCUCCCUCGUGGUCCGCGACGAAGCGACGGCGCUGCUUGUCCUUGAUGAGAAGCUCGGCCGGCGGCUCGUGGCCUCUCUCGACAUUGCGCUGCACGAGUCGAGCCGCACAGACGCAAAGGCACGCGGCCGAGCGAUCGAGAGCAUGGCCCAUCUUCUCCGCGUGCUCGUCACUUACGCGCCGAUCGUCGUCGACCUUAUCGAGAAGGACCAGCUUUUGCCCUUGUACCAGUGGUGUAGCACGACGGUGGAAAUCGCCAACGUGCUGUACACGGUGCUGCUACAGCUACCCAAGGCCAUCGCCGGGCCGCACGCCAAGAGCAUCGUCGCCCACCUUCGCAGCCGCGACGUGCUCCUCAUUCUGCUCGAGCAAAUGGCGGUUCUCGACGCCUGCGAUGCCAGCGGGAUCCUCCACGUGGUCGCCGCGCACCUUCAGUAUGCAGCAAAGCAGAACCUCUCGCUUCUGCACGCGCAACUGCAAAGCCGACGUCGCUACGACGCGCUCUUGACGUUCCUCGUGACGUGGCUGACCGCCGAAGCCAAUGCAGCGUCGAUGGAGCGUACGUUCGACUUGAUCCAAAGUCUCCAAGAGCUUUUGGCAUCGGGGAAUGAGACGCCUGGGUCGCAGUACACGUCCAAAGUCAAGGAGACGCUCACGAUCCUCAAGCCGACGCCCCGCCCUCGCCUCAUGUGCACGUGCAACGCUGCAGUCCUCGACAUGCUCGCCAAGCUCAUCUACCGCCUCCAAGAGCCGCUCGCAGCGUCGAUGUCAACGGCGUCGUACCAAGAACUUGUGCAGUGCCAGCUCGUCCACACCAUCGGGCACGUCCUCUCGCAAGACGCAAGCCACUACAUUGUGGCCUCGGAAGUCGGGCUUCUCGAGAGCUUUUUGCAGCGACUUGAAGAGCUUUCUGACGUCGUCAAGCUCGCAAUCGGGUCGGUGAUCAGCUCGGUGGCCAUCGAGGCCGGUGUCGUUCCGAUGCUCGAGCUGCGGCGCAUGCAGCUCCUCCUCGACAUGCGCACGUUCUCGUAUGCCAGCGUGCACAUGCUGCUCGUGCUGCUCGCCAACCUUGUGCGCUUCCAUGCCGACUACCUCGACGUACUGCGCACACUGCGGCUCACCGAGACGCUGUACCACAUGUUUGUCGAAGAUGCGACGGCAGCGUUCCGGUACGCAUGGCCCACGGGCGAUGGCCUUACGACCGAGUGCACGGCAGCUGCGCUUGAUGGCAUUUUGGUCUCGCAUACCGAGCUCUUGGCGACCGAGGACGACAACGACGUAUUGAGUGACGUCGGCGCGUCGAUCGUUGCCAAUGAUCACAACGUGCCAUUGAUGUUCGAGCUCCUCUCGGCAUCGAUGGCGCAGAACGCGGGCUUCUGGACACGGGACCUCCUCGACGCCAUGUCAACGUGGAUCUUUGUCCCCGCCCAUCGACACCCCUGUGUGUGUUUGUGGGCGACCCUCGUCCGGUCGACCGUGGAGACGCAGCCAACGGCCGUCUUUACCAAUGACGCGAUCAACUGGGGUCUUCAAGCCAUUCGCAAAACGCUGGUGUCAUCGUCACCCGACUGGCACCUCGUCGUGCUGCUGUUGACGUAUUUGGCGACGCUGCAAAGCUCAUCUAGCGCGGGGUUGCGACCGUGGGGCUUUGCGCAUGUGACGGAGCACCUGAUAUCACCACUGCCGACGCCCGAGGCCGUCACGGCACUGGCAGCGAUGCUGCUUGCGUGCGAGGCAGAUGUCGUCUUUGCUGCUGUGCUUUUGGUGCUGAGCCGGUCGCCGCCGACCGAGCCGCCCCUCGCCGUCCACGUUGUCGAUGCGCUGUUUUGCCUCGUGCAAACGUGCAGUCUCCAAAGCGAUGUGUUUCGCGACGGCGUGCACCGACGCAUUCCACUGUCGUUUCACGGACGCCUUCUUGUCGCGAUGGUCGCGUCGACGCCUUUGGUCGACCAAGCGGCUCUGGCCACGCACGUUUGCUGGUACGUGGCGGCGCUCGCUGUCGACGUUGUGCCCGCAACGCUGCAAUCAUCCACGAGCCAUCGCACACUGUGUCUUGUCCACCCAGAAGCCAUUGUCGGACUGCUCCAGCUCCUGCAAGUGUGGUCCUCCCACCUGAAGGACGACGUGAUCGACCAGCUCGUGGGCUAUCUCCACGCCGUGACGGGCUCGUCGGCAAACAUCGCCCGCCUCGUGGACGCCGGAGCGCUGGAGGCGAUGUUGCGCGCGCAUUUUCCAACGACGAGCGAUGCAUUCCGGCCACUGGGCGAGCUGCUGGUGCACAUGGCGCAAGUGCGGCUCGGGCCGCGGGAUCUGCGAACGUGGGUCGAGUGCAUCUUGUCGGAUGCGUGUCCGUCGCUGCUGCCGCGGCUGCUCGCCACGUAUCCGUGCGACGACGACCUACUGAGCACGACCACAAACCUCCCUCGGCUCGAGCUGCACCUCGACCGCGACGGGUAUGCACAGUACACUGUCGAUGUCCCCCCAGGCGUCGUAUGGCCGCCCCAAGAAGGCUACACGCUCUCGAGCUGGGUGUACAUUUCCGAGGCGUGCGAAGCCCACAGCGUCGUGGAAGCGUUGUACCACCAGCUCACACAGCGCGACACGUGCAUCAUGUGUCGGGUCGUGUACACGUCGCCCGUGCCGCUCAAGUGCUCGCACGUCGCGUGUCGCGCCUGUGUCCAGCGCCUCACCGACUUUGGCGGCGCGUGCGUCGUCUGCAACGCGCCGUCGCUGUACCUCUGGAGUCUUCGGUCGGCCGAUGGGCGCUCGGUGGUCGACGUCUUCCUCAAAGGCACCAAGCUCUUUAUGAAGACGCAGGCAAGUAAGCACCCGACGCCGUUCCAGCACCCGCCGCUGCUGGAGAAGCGCUGGUAUCACAUUGCGCUCGUGCACACACACCAGCGAUUCCAGUUCCAGUCGGGCUCGGCCGUCUCGCUCUACGUCCAAGGCAGCGUCCAGGAAACCACAAAGCUCUCGUUUCCGGUCGCGUCGCCGUCGCCAUUUUCUGGUUUCUUUGGCGUCCCAAGCGCGACACGCCGGCCGUCCAAAGGCAAGUGGUGCCUCGGCCCGACGUACGUCAUCGAAGAGCCGCUCUCGCCCGGGACAAUUGCCGCUCUCUACGCCACCGGACCGCAGUACGACCAGCUCUUCUUUGGCGCAGAUGGCAACGGAACGCUGCCUGUGGCGCUCGAUGGGGGUGCUGUCUCGUCCGCCUCCACGUUCCUUGAUGUUGUGGCGUCGACCGUGGGGCAGUCCCUACUACACCGACCAGUUGCACCUGCAGCGCUUCCGACGCACUCGGUUCUCAUCAGCGCCGAUAAGAUCUUGUUUACCUACUCGCCCCGCAAUACAGUGGGCGAAGUGACCCUAUGUAAUACGAGCCGACAAGGUCUGCCGCAGGCACACGGAUCGGGUGGCGCCACAGCAAUAGACCCGACCUUGCUACCGCAGGCCGCCCUUCAGCUCUGUGGCGCCGGUGCCAAGCUCGCGUACGUGCUGCUCGAGCACGCGCGGACGGUCGAAGGCGUCGACACAAGCCUCCAGCUGCUUCUUGCACUCACUCGCGGCCAGCGCGUGCACUUGGCGGGCGUCGAGCGCGAGUCGGGCUACGAGAUUGUGAAUUAUCUCUUGCGCCAGAAAAGCCGCUUGCUCUCAUCGAAAGCGCUCGCGACGCUGUUUUGCAUUGUGCAAGGCGACCUCUUCAACUGCGCGGCGCUGCAGCACUGGAUCCUCGAUUUUUCCAUUUGGCUGCCGACGUCGGCGAAUGUGCAACGCACGCUCUGCGCGACCUUGUACCAGCUGCUCUUGAUCGCGACAAGUGUCGACAAGAAGAAGCUCCAGAGCAUCAACAUCGUACGACAGCUCCUCGACGUCUUCCUCCUCGGGAAUCUCUGUCUCGAGCUCGCCUCGGUCGUGGCCGACCUUGUUCUUGUCUGCCUCGACACGCUCGCGACCGAUGCCAACUACGUCGACGUGUCGCUCUUCCUUGCGUCGCUCAUGUCGUCCAACUUUCGAUUCGUCACACACGACACCGCGGUAGCCUCGGUACCCAAGCAGCUCGCGCAGUGGGGCUUGAGUCCACGGGGGCGGUCGCGCGACGUCAUUGCGACCGUGCCCGACCGUGCGCUGCACCGCCAAGCGCACCUCCGUGAGCUCUUGCUGAAUAUGAUCAUCAAGGCAGUGCAAAAGCAAGACGUGAAACUCGCCAAGCUCCAGGCCGCCGACGCCUCGCCGACGAGCAGUGGGAGCCAAGCGCCGACGAUGCUACCCCGGCCCAAGAUUCAUGGCGCCCGCAAAUGGCUGACGCCGGCGUGGCUCGGUCUCUUCUUGUACCCGUCCCAGCUGCCCCAGCUGCCGCUUGUCGCUGCGAGCCCCAACACGGUGCUUUUGGGCCUGCAGCUCCUCGGCGUGCUCCUCACCCACAAAAGCUACGAAGUGAGCUUCCAGCACAAGGGCUUGUACAAGGUGCUGGCGUCGGCGCUGCCGGCGUCGGACCACGCGGGGUUUCCGUUCGAAGCCAUGUACUUUUCGCUCUUUUGCCUUCUCCUGGGGCCGCCCGUGGACGGCUGGCCGCACAAGGUCGACCGCAUCGUGCUCAAUGUCGCGCACUUGACGCACGAUUUUGCGCCCAACAUUGCGUCCAACGUCGUCAAGAACCACAACAUGGCGGCCGUGCUCCUCGCUGUCGUCCGUCGCGCGUACGGUGGUCUCGCGUUGGAAGGCGCUGAACCCGAUAUUUUGCAUUUGGAAGUGCUCCGGUUCCUCCGGUAUCUCUACGAGACCAUGCCGGCGUUUGCGGACGUCGUUGACACGUCGCUGCACCGCGACUUGACGGCGCUCAUCGCCGCGGUUGUGACGACGCACUCGUCAACGUCGUUUGCGCACCCCGUGGCGGCGGCGGCUUUGGAUCUGCUUGUCGAGUCGCUCACGAUGCUCUGUGUGUCAACGCUCACGGGACUGAACGUGGCGCGCAGUGUGGUCGCGGGUAGCAACCCCGGCAGCCUCUCGGACGCAACAUUUGCCGAGUUGCAAAGCCUUCUCCUUGUCAUGAUGCUCAAGCGCGUCAAGGACAAGCUGUCGACUCAAGAAUUUUGGCUUCCGGGCUCGGUUUGCAUCAUCGACAACAUUGGCGGGCUCUGUCUUCUCGCGCUCUCCCGGGUCCAGUGCUGGCAGACGGCGCAGCCGGGCGUACCAGCCUCGUGCGGUCCGACGUUUUGUACCAAUGGACCGAGUGCGCUCAUGGACUUGGUGCUAUAUCUCAUCUGCGAGACCCCCGUCGGCACGAGCGCGUCCAAGGCGUCGUUCCAGCCGCCGUCGCAGGACAAGAAGAAGCGCCAGCUGCGGCAAUUUCUCGGUACGAUCGGCGUCAACCUCUCGCGCACGGCGUUCGAGACGGACCCGUUCAUGGAAGCCAUGUUUGCGAGUCUCAACGGCAUCAUCCUCCACGUGCUCGCGGUGCAAACUGCAGAGAGUGUCCUUGCGCUCUUGCAGCGACUGCACCGCCAGCGCGAGGUCAUUCUCGGGUCGCGCAACGGCGACAAGGCAUUUUUCCGGUGCCUCUGCCGCCACCUCCUGCAGGGGCUCCUUGUACCAGAACCAAAUAGCACCGAGCUCCGCGACGCGUCGAUCGCGCUCUGGAUCGAUUUGCUCUACUUUCAAAAGAGCCUUCUCUCGGAGAUGCUGACCGUGACGCUCAAAGUGCCCAACAAUGCGGGGUAUGCGGUCAACCUCGUCAAGAACGGGUUUGAUAUGCUGCUGACGUCACCGCAAGACGAGUUUCUCAAGUGGCUGCAGCUUGUGGGACCCCCCAUGAAGCAGCUCGAGGCGAGCUUGGACGCGAGCUAUGUGCUUUGGGUCGAGCGCACGCGCAAGGACGUGAGCAAGGAGUGGACGAACUACUUUGCCGAGAAGCGCAAGCCCGUCGACGACAUGGCCUUCCUUCACAUAAAGUGCAAGGAGCAAGCGCUGGAGCUCCACGAUGCUUGUCGGCGCGAGAUCCAGCGCCAAGCGCGGUCCCAAGCCGACUCGAAGGACCGCGAUCUCUUUCGGAAGCGGCAGUUUGCCAAGGCUGCGACUGUGGUUGCGGGCGGUCACGACGACGCUCAUCAACACACCAACCUCUUUCUGCGCGCAUCGGCUUUGAGGAAAGCGCCGGUACCAACCCAGUGGUACCUCGAUCGCACCGAAGGCACGUACCGCAUGCGGAAGCGCUUGCUUGCGCUGCCACCGCCGCCGCCAAGGCACCGCAUCGUGCGGCACCGACGGGCCUACUCGUGCAGUGAUCUCGGACGUGUUCUCGUUGUGGGGCUCGACGUGCCACGGCGCCCCGUGUCGCCCAAGCAGACCCGCCUUCAGAGCGCAGCGUCGCUUGUGUAUGACGGCGACGACGCCGCAGAUGACAAUGACGACGACGACCUUGGGUGGCACAAGUGGGUUCAGCGCGACGAUUCGGCGCUCGACGCCAAGUUGCGUCCGCUGCUCUUGCCCGGCGACGACGUCAGCGAGGACAUUCAAGACUGCCAGCGCGUGGAUGGUAUGGACAAGUGUCCGAGCGUGCUCCUCCUCGGGACGCAGCACGUGUACCUCGUGGAUCACUUGCGCACGGACGACCACUCGAAGCGCAAGGUUGUCGCGACCGGAGGCAGCCACGAGUGCCGUUUCUGGUCGUACGACGACAUUCUCGAGCUGCACAAGCGCCGGUACCUGUUGCAGCACGUGGCCAUCGAGCUCUUCGCCAACGACGGUCGCAACUACCUCAUUGCUUUUGGGUCGGGCCACCAGCGGGAGCGAGUCUUUGCGCUCAUUUGUGCCAAGUGCCCGAACGUCAAAGGCGCUGCAAGCGGCCUCGACCGCAACGCGACGAGCAGCGAGCUCUUGACCAAACUCCUCGGCAACUCGCUCCUCGAGCGCUGGGUGCAUGGCGACGUGACGAACUUCGAGUACCUCAUGCACCUCAACACACUGGCGGGGCGGUCGUACAACGACUUGACACAGUACCCGGUGUUUCCGUGGAUUCUCAGCGACUAUACCUCGGCCACAAUCGACCUCUCGGACCCCAGCGUGUACCGUGACUUGACCAAGCCCAUGGGCGCUCUGUACCGAGAGGACGAGUUUCGAACGCGGUACGAGUCGCUUGAAGACGGCGACGUGCCGGCGUUCCACUAUGGCACUCACUACUCGUCGUCGGGCAUCGUGCUGCACUACCUCAUGCGACUCGAGCCGUUUACGCGCGGCAUCCAGCAGCUCCAAGGCGGGCGCUUUGACCACGCGGACCGACUCUUUGCCAGCAUCCCGAGCGCGUAUGCGUCCGCGUCGGGGUGUUCGCCGAGCAAGCACCAGAGCAGCAACACGCAGGACGUCAAGGAGCUCAUCCCCGAGUUCUUUUACCUGCCGUCGUUUCUCGAGAACCGCAACAAGAUUGACUUUGGCCGCGACCAGAGCGGCGUGCAGCUGAGCGCGGUGACACUGCCGCCGUGGGCGCACGGGUCGGCCGCCGAGUUUGUGCGCGUGAACCGCGCGGCGCUCGAGAGUCCGUACGUCUCGUCGAUGCUGCACCACUGGAUCGACUUGAUCUUUGGCUACAAGCAGCAAGGCCCGCCAGCCGUCGAGGCCUGCAAUGUGUUUUACCACUUGACGUACGAAGGCGCGCUGGACCUUGAGACGAUCGGGGACCCGGCGCUUCGGGCCGCGUACCUCGACCAAAUCAACGAGUUUGGACAAACGCCGUCGCAACUCUUCAAGCUGCCGCACCCGCCGCGUGAGAAGGACAAGUCUAUCUUCCGCACGCGCAUGCAGCGCACGUUUUUGAACCGAAGCGUGCUGGGCAACACGACGCCCGAGCAGUCGCCGUCGCCGUCGGACGCACCGACGCUACCCACGUCAUUGUCAUGGCCCAACCUCACGGACGUCAAGCCGAGCUUGCAGCCCGAGCUCAAGCGCGAAUCGAGCUACAACGCGCUUGUCGAGUCGUUUCGCGACAACAACGACGCCACCAGCGAGAGCUCGUACAGCGUCGGACUCCGGGGCGCCCGCGUUGUGGUCGUGCCAAGCGACUGCCUGUUGCUGCCGCCGCCCGCCGACGCUCUCCUCUCGUCCGACGUCAAGUUUCUCGCGUGGCGCUGCCGUGACCGCGCGCUGCGCUUCUUUUCGAUGGGUGACAACGGCGACACGCGACUGUUGACGACGCUCGAGCUGCCCGACUUGAGCGCGUCCGGCGCUGUCGCCACGGCCGACGGCCGCACGAUCGUCACGAUCGACGCGCGCGCACCGAUUUUGCAUGUGUGGUUCUUCAAGGCCAAAGUGCAUUUGACUCGGACGGGCGCGGCAAUGUCUCUCCACUCGACGCUCGCCGCGCCGCAGCAUGGGAGCCGCAUCACGGCCGCCGCCGUCUCUCGCGCCUACUCGAUCCUGCUCUCGGGCUGCUCGUCCGGCCACGUGCUUGUGUGGGACCUCAACCGCCUUGUCGUCGUCCGCAAAGUACUGUCGGCGCCAACACCGAUCGUGGCCGUUGCGAUCCACGACAUUGUCGGCGACGUGGUCGUGGCAACCGCUCAUACGUGGUACGUCGGUGACGUCAACGGCGACGUCUACGCGUCGGGAGAGACGUCGGUGGCCAUUUCGGCGCUCUGCGUAAGCAGCCAUGACGCAGCUGCGUGGUCGGUCGAGACACUGCUCGUCACGGGGCACGUCGAUGGCACCGUGCGCCUCUGGUCCUACGGGCUCGGCCCAAGCAUGCUGAAGUGCAUUUGUGGCGCCACCGGGCCUCGCGUGACCAGCGUCGUGCUCUCCAAGGACGCCAAGCGCGUCUACGCAGGCCACGCCGACGGUCGCGUCUACCUCUGGCGCCUCGAGCCCGAUAUCCAAGGCUAGACGUAAUAGCUACAAAAUAUGACACGUUCUAUUACCA